Molecule: messenger RNA, 6131 nt
Organism: Gavialis gangeticus (Gharial)
Lineage: Eukaryota; Metazoa; Chordata; Crocodylia; Gavialidae
Gene: NAA25
Product: N(alpha)-acetyltransferase 25, NatB auxiliary subunit
Exons: 26
Coding region: 1-2994 (997 amino acids)
Biological process (GO): N-terminal peptidyl-methionine acetylation
Cellular component (GO): NatB complex; cytoplasm
Molecular function (GO): protein binding; protein-N-terminal amino-acid acetyltransferase activity
Source: RefSeq, a predicted model, not a curated record
AUGUCCAGACGAACCCGCUCGAGCGGCGUCGCACCUUUCCAAGCCCACGCUUUCAAGGGCAGGGGCAGGGGCAGGGGCAGCCCACCCCCCGCAGGCCGCGCGCCUACUCACCGGCUCCUCCGGCCCAUCUACGAUUAUCUUGAUAAUGGUAAUAAUAAAAUGGCAAUCCAGCAGGCAGAUAAACUGCUGAAAAAACACAAGGAUCUUCACUGUGCUAAGGUUCUAAAGGCAAUUGGCUUGCAGAGAACUGGGAAGCAAGAUGAAGCAUUUGCUCUAGCACAGGAAGUAGCAGCGCUUGAACCCACGGAUGACAACUCUUUGCAAGCAUUAACUAUCCUUUACCGAGAAAUGCAUAGACCGGAGUUGGUAACUAAGCUUUACGAGGCAGCUGUAAAGAAAGUUCCCAACAGCGAGGAGUAUCAUUCUCAUCUCUUCAUGGCCUAUGCCAGGGUUGGGGAAUACAAGAAGAUGCAACAGGCUGGAAUGGCACUUUAUAAGAUUGUUCCCAAAAACCCUUACUAUUUUUGGUCUGUGAUGAGCCUAAUUAUGCAGUCUAUUUCAGCCCAGGAUGAAAACCUCUCGAAAACUAUGUUUUUGCCUCUAGCCGAAAGAAUGGUGGAAAAAAUGGUGAAGGAGGAGAAGAUUGAAGCAGAGGCCGAAGUUGAACUUUACUACAUGAUUCUGGAACGCUUGGAGAAGUAUCAAGAAGCCUUGAGUGUUGUUAGAGGAAAACUAGGAGAGAAGUUGACAAGUGAACUCCAAAGUCGAGAGAAUAAGUGUAUGGCAAUGUACAAGAAGCUGGGCAAGUGGCCAGAAUGCAACGCGCUGUCUCGGAGGCUGCUAUUGAAAAACUCAGAUGAUUGGCAGUUCUAUAUAACUUAUUUUGAGUCAAUUUUCCAACUGAUUGACUACAACUGGACUCCUCCAGCAGAAGGAGAGCACUCUUUGGAAGGAGAGGUGCAUUAUUCUGUAGAGCAAGCUGUGAAGUUUGUAGAAGAAAGGAUAACAGAAGAAGCAAAGAGCUCUCGGCCACUUCGGGGACCAUACCUAGCUAAACUGGAGCUGAUUAGACGUUUGCAGCACAGAGGUUGCAACAAUGAAUAUAAACUAGGUGACCCAGAAGAACUAAUGUUUCAAUACUUCAAAAAGUUUGGGGACAAACCCUGCUGUUUAACUGAUUUAAAGGUGUUUGUGGACCUCCUUCCAUCCAGCCAGUACACAAAGUUCAUCAAUCAGUUGCUUGGAGUCAUACCUUUGUCAGCACCAGUAGAUGGUGAUCUUGCAUUACCAGCUGACAUCAAAGCUUUGCAACAGCACUUGUGCGUGGUACAACUAUCAAGAGUGCUAGGCCUCUAUCACAGCAUUGACAAGACACAAAAGCUGAGUGUUGUCCGAGAGUUGAUGUUAAGAUACCAUCAUGGACUGCAGUUUGGGAAAUCUUGUUUGAAAACUGAAUUGCAGUUUUCAGAUUAUUACUGUCUGCUUGCAGUUCACCUGCUCCUUGAUCUGUGGCUAGACGAAGGUGAAGAGUUGGCUGUGUGGCAAUCCCUGACUUUAUUAGAAGAAGGAUUAUCUCACAGCCCUUCUAAUGCUCAGUUUAAAUUACUGCUUAUUCGAAUCUACUGCAUGCUUGGUGCAUUUGAACCUGUUGUGGAGCUCUAUUCCAGCCUUGAUGCAAAGCACAUACAGCACGACACCAUCGGUUACCUUCUGACACGCUAUGCAGAGGCACUGGGUCAAUAUGCUGCUGCAUCCCAAUCCUGCAAUUUUGCACUCAGGUUUUUCCACUCCAACCAGAAAGAUACCUCAGAAUAUAUCAUUCAAGCCUACAAGUAUGGUGCAUUUGAGAAGAUCCCAGAAUUCAUUGCUUUUAGGAACAGGCUGAACUCCUCACUCCAUUUUGCACAAGUCCGCACUGAACGGAUGUUGCUAGACCUCUUACUUGAAGCAAAUAUAUCAACCAGUUUAGAAGAAAGUAUAAAGUCCAUGAGUCUGAGUCCAGAGGAGGACGACAUUCCAUGGAAAGAUUUGCGUGACAACAGAGACUUAACGGUCUUAUUUAAUUGGGAUCCAAAAGACAGGGAUAUUUCUGAAGAACACAGGAGACUGUCAUUAGAGGAAGAAACCAUCUGGUUGCAAAUCCGAUCUUUAACUUUAAGGCUAAUAAGCGGACUUCCAAGUCUUAGUCAUGCUUUUCAGCCAAAGAACUCUGAAAAGGCUGCUGAGAAUGGAGUUUCAUCCAAGAUUGAUACAAUUCGCACUCUGCUUCAGCAGCUGGAAGUGGCCAUGGAUUCAGGGAAGAGGUUUCUAGAGCAGACAAUUCAGUAUCCUGUCCUUGGCCCUCCUCCUACCCGGAUGGCUGGCUUCUUCAGCAAUGGCAGCUGUCAGUGCCAGACUAGCUUGUUUUAUCUUGUUAGUGAUAUUUAUGAACUAGAUACCAAUGGCUUAGAAGAUUCAACAGACAUCCAGGAGAGGAUAGGGAAUAGUUUAAAAUCAUUACUAGAACAAUUAACAGAUUUGUUCAAUAAAUGUAAAGGUGACUUGAUUGAAGUCAGAGAUGGCAUCUUGAAAACUCAUCCGAAUGUUUUAGAAAACUUAGUCUUCUUUGUUGAGACGCUCUCCAUCACCCUGUGGGUUUCAAGUUACUGUGACAGUGUCCUCCGACCCUUCAAAUCAAACUUGCAAAAAAAGAAGAAGAAAAAAAAAGAAACCAGCAUAGUUAUGCCUCCUGUAUUCACCAGUUUUUUGGAUUAUGUUACUGAGCUACAAACAUUAACUUCCAAUGUUAUAGAUCAUAUCAAAGGGCUUGAAGUAAUGUUGACUGCACUAAAACUUGAAGAACUGUCCCUUGAGGACACUUUACUUUCACAGGAAGAAAAAAAGUUUACAAAGACUGUGCAAGGAAAGGUCCAGAGCAGUUACCAGCAUUCAGUUCAGGAAAUUGGAGAGCUGCUGAAAAAGAGACUUGAUACUGUUAAAAAAUUAAAGAUUUAAGAAAUGCACCAUAGGCAUAAAGUCUCCAUGACAGAGUGACAUCAGAAUCCCAGACAGAAGCAACAUCCGACGUACCAUCACUUUAAUCCAGAACUUCCUCACAAAUGCAUGAAGGACUUAAAACCAUAAAAUUACUUUUUAUUUUUUUUUAGGUAUUAAAGGUAUAUUCAGCCAAUUAAAUUAUUGUACAUAAAUCGGAAGCAGGGACCCUCCAUUGGGGUUUGACCACUUUUUAUACAUGUUCAUAAGCAUAUUGCGACAGGAAAAAUUCAACUUUCUUCCCUUUUGAUCUCCAGGAACAACUGGAGAUGGUCUUUAGAAGCAGCAAUAGAAAUCCAGUGUAAAGCAUAUAUCUCAAAGGAGUUGUAUUUGAUCACCAUACAGUGUUUAUACUUUUUAUGUACGGUCCUUGCCUUAGAAAAGCAGAAAUUGUAGAUGCCCAAAUUCAACAUUGGAGCUUGUGUGGCCUCUUCCACUGAAGCAGGUUAGUUCUGGAGCUCUCCAUUUCGUUGGCAAGCCACCUGGCCCUGCUUAGCUUACGAGUCCAGCAUGGAGAGGUGACCUUGUGUUGGAAGCACAUCUUUUAUUUAUACAAAAAGCCUUCCAGCAAUGCUCACUGUUCACCAGAUAGGGUCGUACGUAAGUAACAAUACAGCUUCCUCUAAGGAUUGAACCCCAGAGAGGGCUGUUUGCACACAGAUCACUUUCUAAUGGAAAGGUAACUUAAAAAAGUACGAGCCUGAUGUAAAACAAAACAUGGUCAUUCAGAUUUAGAAAGGUGGGAAUUGGUGGUUCAGCUAAAAGCUAGAGACCUUGUACAUAUCUGCAGUGAAGUCUGACACCACAAUCUCUGAUUUUUAUGUCAGUUUAAUGUAAAACAGCAAUCAUCAUGACUUUAAAAAAGUGUACUUAGGUGCUUGAAACUUUAAAACUUAAAUAUUUUUAAUGGAAUUGAGUUCUAUUGACUUACUAUGGUUUUAAGUUGGCAGAGGUCAUUUUUGCUUCCACUGUGGUAUGAGGCUGAGAAUGUUGCUCUUUUAAAAAAGAAAAAAAUGUAUGCUUGCUUUUGCAAUUGAUCUUUUAUGAGUAUCCAAGUACUAGUUCUGUUAGAAAAAUGUAAUUGCAUCAUCUGCUCCCAUCAGAUCUGCAUUUCUGCUAUUUUAGUUUUUUAAAAAGUAAUACGGUCUAUUACAAAUAGGCACAAGAAAUACAUGUUGCACCUAGUAUCCGAGGGACACUUCAGACUUUUACAGAUUCCUUAUCUUCUGAUGGGGAAAAAAGCAACUAUAAUCUGAAAUCUAUAUUUAAAGUUCUAAGAGAGCUGAUAAUCCUAGCGUUGUCAUCUCUGCUGAAUACAUUUUUGUUAGAAAUGCUACAGUGUUGACGAGAAUAUUUUUUUAAAACAAAUCCCUGUGUAAAAUUUUAAGUUCCUGCUCUUGCUGGAUUUGGUUUUACUUAGCCCCAUCCUAAAAGGGAAAGAGGAGUUUGUACAAGUUUGAAUUGUAAUGGAUGUGCUCUGGUUUAGUCGCAGUGUCUGGUAAGUGCUUUGGACCCAGUGAAAACAAUAUCAAAAUGUGUUAGGUCUGCUUUAUAGCAAGACACUUUGCUGAGCAAACGCAGCUAUCUUUCAUUAUGUAGAAAUACCUUUGGAACAAUGAAUGUGCCGUUUUAAAUUAAGAGUCAUUACCAGGCAUGUGAAAUACGAAGUUUAAGUGGAAAAAAAAAAUUCAUUGCUAAGAUAGUGCAGUUACUAUAGUGGAACUGAGGAGAGGCCCUGCAAAACUGUUUUGCUAAAAUAAAUAAAUAAAUAAUCCAAUUACACAGGGCUAACUCCAGCAGAACCCCACCUGCGAUGCUGCUCUUAUAUACAGGACUCUGGGCAAAUGCUGGCAUGGGAAUACCGACAUGCCAGAUAGAUCUGAACAAGACCAGAUAGCACAGUGAUCUACGCUGCACCUGCCGCCUCUUUGGUGCCGCUGUCAGAACUGAACCAGCCCUAGCACCAGGCAGAAAUCCUAGUGAAAUAAGCUUAGUGUGAUUGAGCCUUAAAGCCUUGUGUACAUGAGGUGGUAGAACUUGCUGAAAACAUGAUUUUCAGCAUCAGUUCCCUUUGAAGCAGGAGCGAAACAGCUGGGUGCUAUGUCUGGAUAUGCUGGCUUUAGACAGCUACAUUGAGCUCUGGUGACGGAUGGACGUUUCAGUCACUUCCUGAAAUAGCAUUGGAUGAAUUUGUGCCCGGUCCACGCUAGUAUGAAACCAUUUUCUUACCAGUUCAGGGAAAACAUUCAAUAUUUCCCAGUGUAGAUAGCAUCUACCUAAUUGAUUGUAAGUUAAAUGUCAAACCAUAUGACUUUUGUUACUCUGUAGAUGUUUUAUACUAACUGUAGUGUAAAAUCUCUAAAAGAGGAGACUGAAUGGGUGUGCACACAAAUGGCUAAAUACGACUGAUUUUCCUCGGGAAACUUCUCUCAAUUCCUAUAAAUUGUGUACAGUUAAAUAUUAUAUAUUUCUUACUAAAGAGCAGGUUCCCCUCCAGCACACAUCCUAAUGAGAUUUGAUAAGAAAUCUAAGAUAUAACCCAUUGCUGCUGUUUGUCCUUUUUUUUUUUUUUUUUGGGUGGUGAAUUGAAAUACAAAGUUAGAAAAAAGCUAUCAAGACUACUGUUUACAGACUGAGAAAUUAUUGCUUUUAUACUACUGGGAUCAUGAGCCAAGAUCCUUCUCUAGAUUUUCUUUUCAACUGUUUUCUUUGCUUUAAAUCAUAAAUCUUCUGUGGAUGGAGGUCAAGAGUUCACCACCUACCUUUCUCUGCAUAAAAGAAAAAUGUACAAUGCCUCCUGUGUUGCCCAUCAUUUUUGGUAUCAUUUUAGCAGUUUUAACUGUUCAAAAAUUGCAUUUAUUUUGCGAGCAUUAUGUUAAAUCAUGUUUUCCUUUUAUUUUAACCUUUAUUAAUAUAAAAGGAUUUUUUUGCUGCAUCUACAGCCUUACCUGAACUUUCUCUUGAUUAUUCAUUGUAAUUUAUGACUGUGGAAGAUAUGUAUGCUUCGGCCUUCUACGGAAUUAAGUGACACAACUGCAAGCAAUCUGCUUUAAACUGGAUGGGUUUAUAAUUUAUAUAAAGGUCAGUUUCGUUAUAAA